AUGGCCUUUGUCCAGCCCGGCUGCCCGGCUAGGUUCGCCUACCAGAAUGAGCAUCGUGUCAAAGAGCUCAACGCAGAAACCCUAGCGAGGGUCUUCCUUCCCACGCCCUCAUGGCUGUCGACUCCGGAGUAUGCAGCAAUCCGGUCAGAUACUGGCAAUCCAUCGACCUGCAUCUUCUUCAGCCUUAAUAUUUCCAUAUACAACCAACAGAUAAUCUCCUCGGAAUGGACCGAGCAAUGGUUCUUCAUGGUCGGCCGUGUUCAUCCCUUUGCCCUGACGUGGAAAUCGAGCGACGUGAUGGCUUGGAUCCGCGAUCACAGCUACCAACCAAUUGUCACUCGCACCCUCAGCUCGGUGGAUACUUUCCCAACGAUACAACCCAUUGUCUCCUUCACGGGACCUGUCAUCGGCUCCGGCCGCGACCUCCUGCAUGGAAACUCGGCUGCGGCCCUUGACGACACCCAGCUGAGCUGCUGCGGCUUUGUCCAGCUCUCCACCUUUAUUUGUCCUGGGAUUCCCGGCAAAACCCCCUUCAAGGGCUUUCACCCUUCCAAGUUUUCGUCAUCUUCCCCAUUCACGCUAAUCCUUGGACCUCCCUGCAAGAAGAUGACCGAGAGGCGCGACAGCCAGUUCCAGUCGAACGCUCUCUUCACCUGUACGGGCAAAAUCGCCGGCUUACUGGAUCACCAGAUCAUGAAACAUGCCCCGGCUUUCGACCAAGACUAUAUCUUCAUCGUCGUCCCCGACACGUGGACUUUCCACGACAAGGCCAUGUCCGACCAGGCUUCUGCAACACAACUACUGCCGACGACACCCAAGAGCGCGUCGAUCCUUAUGCUGGCAUCAAGUCGGUCAUUGCCCGAUCCCUACCAAACCCCAACCAAGAGACCGCGACUUUCUCCCGAAACUUCCACCAUAAUCACCGACUGUGACGGUCAAGACUCCCCCAAAUCCGAUACCUCCUCCUUUCUGUCCCCGGAAGACCCCGCAGAGUCAGAGACGGACACCGAACAGGUCAAUCACCAAGACACAUCCGCCUCUGGCUCUAUCAGACCUCCCGCGUCGAUAUCUUCCCGACCACUGCGCGCCCGACGUCCGCCCAAGAAUAUUCUCUGA
Hirsutella rhossiliensis is the source of this 1116-nucleotide messenger RNA. RefSeq lists its product as uncharacterized. Bases 1 to 1116 code for a protein of 371 amino acids. NCBI's taxonomy places the organism in Eukaryota, Fungi, Ascomycota, Sordariomycetes, Hypocreales, Ophiocordycipitaceae. The transcript has 4 exons. The record is from RefSeq and is a predicted model, not a curated record.